Perkinsus marinus ATCC 50983 is the source of this 462-nucleotide messenger RNA. Its product is annotated as alpha-tubulin, putative. The record is from RefSeq and is a predicted model, not a curated record. Gene Ontology annotation, molecular function: structural constituent of cytoskeleton; GTP binding. Gene Ontology annotation, cellular component: cytoplasm; microtubule. The coding region runs from base 1 to 462 and encodes 153 amino acids. Gene Ontology annotation, biological process: microtubule cytoskeleton organization; mitotic cell cycle. Lineage: Eukaryota; Perkinsozoa; Perkinsida; Perkinsidae. The transcript has a single exon.
AUGAUGGUUAAGUGCGAUCCUCGUCAUGGUAAGUAUAUGGCCUGCUGUAUGAUGUACCGUGGUGACGUUGUCCCCAAGGACGUUAACGCCGCUGUGGCUACCAUCAAGACUAAGAGGACCAUCCAGUUCGUUGACUGGUCUCCUACUGGUUUCAAGUGUGGUAUCAACUACCAGCCUCCUACGGUCGUCCCAGGUGGUGAUCUCGCCAAGGUUAUGCGCGCUGUGUGCAUGAUCUCCAACUCCACUGCCGUUGCUGAGGUCUUCUCUCGCAUCGAUCACAAGUUCGAUCUGAUGUACGCGAAGCGUGCCUUCGUCCACUGGUAUGUCGGUGAAGGUAUGGAGGAGGGAGAGUUCUCUGAGGCUCGUGAGGAUCUUGCUGCCUUGGAGAAGGAUUAUGAAGAGGUUGGCAUCGAGACCGCUGAGGGUGAAGGAGAGGAGGAGGGCUACGGUGAUGAAUUCUAA